UUGUAUAGUGUUAGUAUCGAGUUUGUUAUUUCGGAGCUUUUUUUAAUUAUGAAAACUAUAUACAGACAUAUCGUUUGUCUUUUUAUUUUAUUUUGUUAUAUAGGAUCACCUGUUAGAUCCGAGAAGUCAGUAAAAAUUCCAGAAGAUCUGAAGAUUGAAGUUACAUUUAAGCCAGAUGAGUGUUCGAAGACGACUAGCCAUGGCGAUAAGGUAUUGGUGCAUUACACAGGCAAACUGGAGGAUGGGUCCAUGUUUGAUACAAGUCGAGUAAACGAAGACUCCGAGCCAAUUGAAUUUCCACUUGGUUCUCAGGAAGUUAUCAAAGGCUGGGAUUAUGGUCUCGUCGGCAUGUGUAUGGGUGAAAAGAGAAGACUGACCAUUCCACCGAGACUUGCGUAUGGAGACCAAGGAUCAGGUGAUAAGGUACCACCAGGCGCAACGUUAAUUUUUGAUGUGGAAAUGAUUGAAUUCAAACCGAACUGGCGGCAUGGCAUGCCGAAUACAUUCAGAAAGAUAGACCAAAAUGAUGACAAGAUUCUCUCAUUCGAAGAGAUAUCAGAUUUCAUCAAAUCUGAAGGAACUUUUACCGACCCAGAUUUAUUGAAAAAAAUGACGAAAGAGGUUCUAGACAGAGACGACAGGGAUAAGAAUGGAGAGAUUUCCUGGAGUGAAUUCAGCGGACCAAAGCAUGACGAGCUGUAAACAGUAUCGUCUAGGGGGUGCGCUCCCCCACCCCUCUUCCCCCCGCCCUCCAUGGAGAAUUUUCGAAACAAAAAAGUCACGCUCACCAUAAUUUGCGAGCUGACACCUUUCACGUAAUCAUCGAUCCCCUUGACCUAAUCAUCGAGCAACCCCAUUUCACCUUCUUCGAUCCUCUAUCUCCACCCCGCCACCAUUUCAAGGUUCUAAGACUUAACGGUAAAAUGACGAAUCCAAUAAAUGAGUCAAUUGCAUUUGGUUAGGCGUUAGUAGUUUCAGAACUGCAUUUACGAUGCGUUAUCAGUUUAGUUAUUCUUGAUUAUUCAUUGAGGAGUCCAUACCGUAUUGGUUUAAUAGUAAUGUGUUAGAUUUGUAUAGCACUUUAUGCCAACAAGGUCUCUAAACGCUUCACAUACGUUUAAAACCUUUUAAUUAAUUUAAUCUAUUUAAUGUGAUUUUUUUGCUGGAGAGUCACCUCAUAAUUAAUAAAUCAAUGUAAUAUUGCUGUUUCUUUGUUAAAAUUAAUGUAGAACUCAGAAGAAGACACUUCUUAUGUAAUAAAAUCGUAAU
Molecule: messenger RNA, 1269 nt
Organism: Anneissia japonica
Lineage: Eukaryota; Metazoa; Echinodermata; Crinoidea; Comatulida; Comatulidae
Product: FK506-binding protein 2-like
Exons: 4
Coding region: 49-702 (217 amino acids)
Molecular function (GO): peptidyl-prolyl cis-trans isomerase activity; calcium ion binding
Source: RefSeq, a predicted model, not a curated record